This is a messenger RNA of Acanthaster planci (crown-of-thorns starfish), 9151 nucleotides long. Its product is annotated as activin receptor type-2A-like. Gene Ontology annotation, biological process: protein phosphorylation; activin receptor signaling pathway; cellular response to growth factor stimulus. Lineage: Eukaryota; Metazoa; Echinodermata; Asteroidea; Valvatida; Acanthasteridae. Gene Ontology annotation, cellular component: plasma membrane; activin receptor complex. Gene Ontology annotation, molecular function: ATP binding; metal ion binding; activin receptor activity. The record is from RefSeq and is a predicted model, not a curated record.
UUGUCGCCAAUGGUGUAUGUUCAAAACCGUUCAUGCUGUUGAUUAGCCUGGAAGAGAAGGCUACUUAAUGACGUCAGCAGUGGCAAUAUCAUCUGCUGUGACUUUAAAAAGUUUCACUUUUCCUAGACCACGUGUAAGUUGUUUGCAAACAAGGCGUUUUGGUCACAUGGCACUGACCUGCUGUAGUUUUUGGAAUAUGAGCCGUAUCUUAUACAUUGAUUCUCACACUGAAAAACACAUGUACAUGUAUCUCUGUGGUUUAUACGCCGGGUGGCUUAUACGGCAAACUUUAAAGGCUAAAAUCAAUCACAAAAGCCACACCUGGGCCACGCGUACCGUAUGCUGGUGACGCAGUCAUGUUUUUCGUUGGUUCCUGUUUACAUACACGUAACUGGAACCUUGGUGAAUGGAUAGAAAUUUGAGUUGUUCGGAUUUCGAGUUACCAAAUUCAAUUCCCCAAGUCAAACUUUACUUGCUCUGCCGUGAUGGCAAUGUUUUAGUGAUUAUUUUCCCACUUUUUAUUCAUUCUCAUGGUGUAUUUUUUGCACACAAAUGAUCAUUUUACUGAGAUCUUUUUACUGUUGUUACUCCAAGAUGUCUUUCUACCACUAAAUAAAAGUCAACCGCUUAAAUAGUAUUUGUUAUACCUUCGUGUAGCAAAUCUCGUCUUUUCGCCCAUCGUUUCGGCGUGAUAUGCCACAGAAUUUUGGGCUUGUAUUCACUUGGGCUGUCUGAUGACAUCACUUUCUGUGGUCACGUGGCUAUCGGAAAGUGAUGUCAUCAUGCCACAGAAUUUUAGGCAUGUAUUCGCUUGGGCUGUCUGAUGACAUCACUUUCUGUGGUCACAUGGCUAUCGGAAAGUAUCAGUGAUUGGACUGUCCAUUAAUGGGGUCUGUGGUAGCAGUGAGGAUAGCUUGAAAGCAGGAUUUGUUGCGGUCGGUGUGGGGUGGUGUGUGUAGUGCAUAUGCCGUGCAGCGUGCAUGCAACACAGGCGGUCGCACUUGGCAGUGAUGACUCAAACCAAGCGGUAUUGCUGAGAAGCGUUACAGGAGCUAGUGUCAAUUUCCCCUUGUCCCGAGUGUCGUGCUUCGAGUACGACUCACAGAAGUGUUCGGGCAAUGACAGCCGAUGCAGCACUGUCCAAGACUGUGACAUAGAGUUCGGCUACGCCGACCUGGACCUGGAGUUGAUGGAGACGAACAAGUGCUUCAUCCUGUGGCAGAACACCUCAGCCGGGCUGGAGGUGAUCAUGAAGGGCUGCUGGCAGAGCAGCUUCAGCAACGACUGCGUGGAGGAAGACCGCUGCGUCUCGCACGAGACAUAUGCUGACGGCGAGAAUCGCUACUUCUGCUGCUGCUCGGGCGACCUGUGCAACCACCAGUUCUACCAUGACCCACAGCCCAAGCCAACCUCCUCGGAACAUCCAUUUCAAAAUCCAGGGCACACCCCAGAAAAAAAGAGGAACCGAAGUAAUAUCAUACUUACCACCGUCCUGUACACACUGGUACCCAUCACCGCUUUCACCAUCAUCAUCAUCAGUGUGUACUGGAUAUGCCGGCGUUACCGGUACUCACUGCUCACCUCGGUGCCCAACAGCGAGCCCAGCCCGCUCUCGCCGCCUUCCCCUGUUCUGGGCCACCGGCCCAUCCAGCUGCUGGAGAUCAAGGCCCGGGGCCGCUUCGGGGCAGUCUGGCGGGCCCAGAUGGGCCAUCAGCAGGUGGCUGUCAAGAUCUUCCCCCUGCAGGACCGUCAGUCAUGGGUCACGGAGCAGGAGAUCUACUCGGUGCCCCAGCUGCGGCAUGAGAACCUCCUGAGCUUCAUCGGCACUGAGAGGCGCGGGGAGGGCAUGGACCAGGAGCUGUGGCUGAUCACGGAGUACCACCCCCGGGGCUCGCUGUGCGACUACCUCAAGGGCAACCUGCUGUCGUGGAGUGAUCUGUGCAAAAUCUCCCUGUCCAUGGCCUACGGGUUGGCCUACCUUCACGAAGACUUGCCUGCCACCACGCUGUGUAGUGCCAAGCCUGCCGUUGCCCACAGGGACUUCAAGAGUAAAAAUGUACUGCUGAAAAACGACUUGUCCGCGUGCAUCGCAGAUUUUGGGCUUGCUUGUAAAUUUGAAGCCGGUAAAAGCCCAGGAGAUACCCAUGGACAGGUGGGCACAAGGCGGUAUAUGGCCCCCGAGGUGUUAGAGGGCGCCAUACAAUUCCAGCGGGAUGCAUUCUUGCGUAUCGACAUGUACGCGUGCGGGCUGGUGCUGUGGGAGAUUGCGUCGCGCUGCACGGCACAGGAAGGUCCAGUUGAUGAAUACAUGCUCCCGUUUGAAGAGGAAGUCGGUCAGGCGCCAACCCUUGAGGACAUGCAGGAUGUUGUGGUGGUGAAGAGGCUGCGGCCAGUCAUCAGAGAGAGCUGGCUCAAACAUUCAGGUAUGCGGCUCCUGUUUGAGACGAUCGAGGAGUGCUGGGACCACGACUCCGAGGCUCGCCUCUCGGCGGGCUGCGUCGAAGAGAGACUCAGCCAGCUGCUCCGUUACAAUGUGUGCACGGCGCCGCUGAUCUCUCUCACCCCUUCACCCCCUAAGGAGUCCAGUCUAUGAGACACUGGUUUGGCAGUAAUGCUACAGGCACCACACUGCGACGUUACUAGUCACUAUGUUGUCAGUCGUUGGAAAUCAUUUCUGCUUGUUUUUUUUUCCCCAAAUUUUUAUGUCAUCAGAGGUUCUUACAUCGAAAAAUGUCCCAGUAGUGUAAAGCCAGACUGAUGCAGCUGACCCGCUAAAAAAGCGUGACCGACCAUAAAUGCGUAGGGUGGACCCGUGAACAAAACAGGCCCAUCCAGUCCACACAAGAUUACCCUUUUACUGGGAAACAGUUUUGAGGCAUUUUGGGGUUAAGGUUACUCGUUGAAAAAAAAAAAAAGGAAGAGGAACAGUCCAGGAUGCCGUGAAUAAGAAUCCAGUUUCAAAAGUGUGCACAGUGCGGGAAGAACGGCCUUUUUUCACUGAGUUUACCGCAAAUGUUCACGUUAGGGAGGUAACGUAAACGUGUGUGCCCUUCUUGUGUGUAUGAGCAUCGGCCACUAAAUGCUAGCAAGGGGGCAAGUGGCUUUACCACUUUUGACAUACAGCUUGUCAAUUUUUGACAUUGAUACAUGUGGCUGUCAAAACUUGUUCCAGGUGUGGAGAGCGUUGUUAGCUAUCACUGGAAUGGAACCAUGGGGCAGGUUCCACUUUGAUACAUUUUAUUCCUGUUUGUUGCCAAACUUGGACCAGAGAAAAUCUCAACAUUAAAAUUUGCUAUUGACCUGAAAAUGGAAACAUGUUAUUAUUGAGAACCCCCCAAGUAAAAAAACACCCGACCAGGAUUUCAUUCCAGUUUGAUAGCUUGCAAACAAAUUGUUAUUCAGAGUUAUGAGUAGAGACAAAGGUUUAAAUUUAUAACCAACUCAGAAACACUGCCAAACAGGACAGUGACCUGCUGGCCUCAUGUUGAGAUACUUAAAACCUGCCGAGGGGUUUCAGAGAAUUGUUGGAGUAUCUAGGAAGGCAUCGGCAAGCUAUUGUUACUGUAUGUGGGAAUCAGUAAUUUUGUUUCCUGCGCAGCGGAAAGUGUUGACCACAGGUGGGGAAAAAGGAAUGGUUUGUGCGCAUUCCACAGUUGUAAGUUCAAGCUAAGCUAUGUCCUCGCAUGGCCUCGUACAACGUCUGACCUCACUAGCUGGCAUGUCACAUGGUAUCAUUCAGGUGUUUCCUUUUUUUUUCUUCUAAGCGCUGUAUUCAUUUUCGAAAUUCCCAGCAGCAAUUCCGUUUUGUGCUCGGACACGGAGAUUUCUACGCAAACCGUGUGCAAAUGAUGUCGUUUAAAGCGAUUGGCUAUUCGAUAUCGCGCUCACCAUGCGUACUGUGCAUGUGCAGACUUGACAUCACGUAAAAAUCAAAUAUGAAAGUAUUCAAGGAUUAUUUAAAAUUGUGAUUGUGUCCAGUAUGACAAAUUUUGUUCUUUUUUACUGAAAGCUCCGUAAAGUAGUAUAUUUAUUAAUGUCAAUGAACUGCAUGCCAUGCUGCUAUGAUUACACUUCAAACAAAGACAGCAGUCAUACUUCCAGAACUUCAAUCUCGAGGUCAGGGUCUUUGCUAGUCGUAAAUUAUUUGUGGGGCACUUUCCAACAAUGCUGUACUUCUGGAACACCAUUUUGGGACAUGGCUACACGUUUAGGUUCUUAUCAAAGCAUUUGGUGCCAAUUCCAUUAUCUUGAAGGGUGACGGGGAAUGAUUAUCCAGUCCGAUUUACUCAGGCACUUGCAGAAGACUGAUCAAUUAGACUUCAGUGAAAUUUUUUUCAAACAUUUCUGCGACUGUAAACCUUUCAUUUUUUUCAUACACGUAUUUACAUCAUGAGUAUGCAUUGCACUGCUCACUGUGAGCACUCAGUCGAGGAUUGAAGAUGAGUCGCGUCCUCGCUCAGUUUUAUUUUAGCCACAACAGUUCCCCCUUUGAUCAUGGCGAUACAUGUAAAUUCCCAGCAUGCAGACUAAGCGUGUAAACCAGUGAAGCUAUAGGAGCGUCGUUCGACUCAAAUGAAAGUAGAACUUUUAUGCACUGGAGGGCGUGGCCCCGGUGCACUUGACUGCAUGCAGUUUUCACCUGAAUGCACACAACCGGUGGUAUUAUUGGGUUUACUUAAGCAUUUACCAAGGAAUGUUUCCUCCCAGCAUACUGUAGCCGUCCUUUUUGGAUAGUAAGGUCAUUAUUAUUAUAAGAACUGGCACAUACACAGACUCAGUCGUGCCAGUUCAAUUCUAAAAGUUAAAAGUAAAUGAAAUACGAAUAAAAAAACAAACUUGAUUUUGAUCAGUGUGAAAAAGGGGUCGUUUUGGAUGGAGCAUGUACUUGCACAUGGUGAGGUUGUGGAGUUAUUUUCUAGCUGUAUCAAUCUUUUUAACAAUGCACAAACUUAUGUAAGCUAUUUUGAUUUGCAAGUUUUUACUUUUGUUUGGAUUUUACUAUGUAGACGGCUUAAUUUGUUGAAAUCCUGCCCUGCAUGUGAUAAGUGUCAUGUGGUUUGCACAAAUGGGCACCCUCCUGCAAGCGUGCGUGUGUGUGACUCGUCUGCGCCGGGUGUAAAUACUGUACAUACGUUUUUUAUUUCUUGUCUUUUCUGUUGUACUUUUUUUCCUCCAGUAAAAUAUUCAGAUCCUUUGUUCAGUGUUUGUCUUACUAAAUGAAUUAGCUGUCUCUCUCUCUGUUUCUCUCUUUUGUUUUAAAGUAUUUUUAGUGACCUUUGUAAAAUUUCUUUAGCGUAGGCAUUACAGACGGACACAUACUGUACUGCAGUACGUGCACUUGUGUAGUUUUUAAGUAGACUAACGUAAAGCAUUGAAUGGUGUACAUGUGUAUACAGGGAUUUGGUUUAGUUUUGUACAUGUACUUUGGGUUUUCUAAUUAUGCACAGAGAAGAUCACUUUAUACCUUGAAGUCACCGGUAGAUCCAUUGCAUUUUGUCAUACAUGUACGUACAGGUCUAGUUGUAGGAAUAAAUAAUGCUGUUAAUGUACUAAUUUUUAUGCAUUUCGAAUACAGGUGAAAAGUUGUCUGAAUUAUAUUUUUCAGUGCAGCAUGUAAUUAGAGCAGUUGUCUAGGGCCAGUCAAAUUUUUUUUUCUUUUUCCUUUUUUUUUCUUCAAGUGUUUUGUACAAUAAUGCACUGGUCUGGGUCUUCAGGUCAUAUGAAUAUGAGUGACUUGUUUGAAAAUGUCCACAAUUCAGAUUGAAUAUAGAAACAAUAUGUAAGAUUACUUGAAAUAAUAACUUAUGGUAAUAACAAAUAACUUAUGGUAAUAACCCUGGUACAUGUAUUUAAAUGACAGGUUACGUGUGCACUUAAAUACGAGUGGCUGUAUGUACCAGGCCAUGUUAGCUGCAAUGUCAGUGGUACUGAUCAUCACAUCAGGAAAGUCAGUGGAGGCAUUCCAAAGAGGUAGAAAUAAUUCAACCUGUUUGAACACUGGGAGAUAUGCCGACAGUGAUGGUGAAAUGUAGGCCUUUGGCACGUUUCUUGGUCUUCUUUCUCCAUUGCCUUUUACUCCAAAAGCAGAGAGCAGCUCAUGUUGCUUGAUGGACAUACCCACACAGACGAAUGCAUGUACGUGUAACCAUUUGGCUGAUCUUAAUCAAGCAUUUAGUGUCAAGUUCUGUGCUGCAUACCCAUGUGUGCCGACUAAGUGCCCGUUGGUAAAAGACCGAUGCUAGUUAGAUGAAACGAGAGGGAAGAAAUGUUUGGGUUGAAAUCAGUUUGGAAGCCGAGGAUUACGGGAACAGGACGAGGUACUUUUUUGACAUCUCCCAAAUUGCAUGGAGGUCAUUCCAGAUGGCCUGUUGGAUGUAUAGGGUGGCAUUGCAUGGAUUAUAAGUUGUCUGUCGGGAUUUGGCAUUCCUAGCGAAUGAAUGAAGGCAUGUAAGCCUCUACUAUCGUCCUGUAACAAAGGCUGACAGUCCCAAGCCUUGUCACUUGAUUCCAAGGGGUUCAAAGUGUCUGCAUGUAAAACAGGAAAGUGCUGCAAGUUUUCCACCAGGUACAAACUUGAAUUUGAGACGUGUAGGCGUUGGUGGGCUUGUCAUAGCAGAUUUCAACUUUCCAGGGCCGUGUUGGUUUGCCGCUAGCAUCCCUUUGUCGCGGAGCUGCAAGUACUGCCUCUGCUGCUUUCCUGUACAGAAUGUAAAUGAUUUUUUUUUUUUGCUAAAAAUGCUGCUGUUAAAAAGUUUAUUUGUGGCGUCGUGAAACACUGCACUUUCAUUCUCUGCCAAAGGAGGGCUUUGUGGGCCGGUGGAUACAGCUCUCUGACAGGACAAAUUGAAGUAGCUGACAGAAUGCAACGUCGUGGUAUUCACAUCAUUGUCAGUUCUAGUACCGAAAUCUGCCUGAUGUUGCUCAGUAAACCUGAAAAUAGAAACUUGUACUUGUCUGAGGUCUACAUGUACAUGUACCUAUUUACAUGGAAGAGCAGGAGAGAUCUGAUUACUCAUGGUCGGAGAAGCCCCAGGGAGUGAGAGCGUUUCACAUGGUUAUAUGUGUUUGAUAGGGAACUCACAUUGACUCAUGGGUUGUUUCUCCCGUCAUGUCACACCAACUUGUUCUUUCAGAUACGUCAUUGUUAGGCAUUGACAGAAAUGUCCUUCAUUGCUAGUGUCAAGGUCUCGCCAGAGAUUCAAAGCAUAGUCUGCUGUGUCAGGAUGUGUGGAGCUUGCUAUGAAGCAGACCAGAAUGUCAUUGUUUCGCCUUUUUCCCAGGUGUGGCGAACCUGUCAACAUUGUUUCGUGUUGACGUAUAUCCAAUGACUAAAGAAUCAUGUGCCUAAGACACAACCAUCAGGCAUUACUUAAUGCUGCGUUUUGAUUUCGGCUCGCGCACAAGUAUAAUGGUGGCUGAAAAGUUGCUGUUGAAAGUAUUCGACAAAUAAAAAAAAAGAUGGCACUCAAAUACUGCCCAAGUUGUACUUGUUCGUGUAACAAUCUCCAAAGGUUUUACCAAAAAGGAGCCAUCAGCAUCUCAGUUGGUUAACAGUGCGACAUCAACCCACCAGAUAGUUUUUGGAUGCAUUUCCUGUUGUUCUACCUCAGUAUAUAUUCUUUAGGGGAAACUCUAGGCAUCUUCUUACUGUGUUUGUGUUUUGUAAUGUUGCCUGGCGACAAGAAUCCGUAGGUUUUCUAUUCUGUGUAGAGCCAUGCUGUAGUGUUCUACCUCAGACAAUGGCAGAGUGCGUCAUGUGUGUGUAAUGGAGGGGGUGCUUUUUUUUCUUGCAGAAAGUUGAGUGGCUGGGGUAGGGCUUAUCUGUUCUUAUCGACUUCCAAUAAGGCACUUGAGACGUAGAUUUUUCAAAUGCAACCUUUCUUCAGUAAAAAAAAAAAAAUGGACAUUGUAAAAGUGUAAUGCAUAUGUACUAGAUUGACAAAUGGGGUGUGUGCAUGGCGAAGUGAAAAAAGCAUGGUAAAAUUUCACUGGACAUUAUCUUCAUUUGCUGUGACAUCGGGCAGUUUUUAACAGUGUAAAGACAGAAAGCACUACCCACUCCUCUCUUCCUUCCCCCCCCUUUUGCUCUCCUGGAUGUUUUGUGUCAUAAAGGUGUGGUUCUCAGCAUGUUGCAUGUACCAGCCAAGGGUCGUCGGGUUGGCAUUUCAGGCAACACCUUUUGGAAUUCGAAUGGGCUUUUGGAUGGCACGUUUUGUAUCCACAUGCACUUGCCAACAUUAGCAAACCGUCUUGACUUAUGAACACCCCUUUUGGCAGUCCAGCAAAAAUUGGCCCCGCGAAUGUGGACACCCCCCACUGGCUGCCGUGACCGAAAGACCAGCUGGCGAUCUGGCUCUCUUGGAGGCUGGCACCUGCAUGUAUCCAGCACAGCGGACGAAGGCCGCGUCCUGAAUCACUUGGCUAUGGCUUGAAAUUAAACACAAGUCUAGGGUUGUAGCUGCAGCCAGUUUCCAUAAAGUUGUGUACAAUUUCAAGCCGCAGCCAAGUGAUUUGGACACAGCCAUACUGUGAAACUGCCAAGGCAGCCGAGGAGACCUUGAUUUCUCUCUGACUAGGAUUCGAGUGAUCUCCACAGGAGAACCACACCUGAUGCAACUGAGCGCACACAAGAUGUCAGACUUGUCAUUUAUGUAGCUGUGCAUUUUUGGCACAUAGAGCCGCUUUUUGGAAAUUUUUAGAGUGAAGCAGAUUGCUUAAUCAUGCUAGCGAAGACGACUGUAAACUGACACAAUUUCGUUUUUUAAAAAAGUGAUUUCAUGUAAUCAUGAGUAACAGUUCAACAACUAAACACAAACCACAGGAAUUGACACUGUGAACCUGUAAAAAAUGAUACCACACAGAAAGAAAUCACCUUUGCUGUUUUAAACUGAAAGUAUAUUAUUGUAAAUGUACAGAAAAAGAACAAAAAAAAUUGAGUUAAGAUGUGUAAAAUAUUGCCAUAGUACAGUAUGUGGAAGUAGUUGGUAGACCCGUAGCAUACGUUGUGUUCAUUAUGAAUACCAGCUGAAUCAGUAUUGUAGAUUAGGUAUAGGCUGUUGCUGAUGUUUGUUGAAUAAGGGAAAUGCUUCAUGUAUUCAUGUGGUUCACAUUCUUAAUCCUUACCCGUAAAUAAAGGUGUCCCAAAAAUGGA